CGAGCAGUGCUCUCUUCCUCUACUUUUCACAAAGUAAUUGAUAACAUCCACGUAGCGUGUUAACUAAAGUUUGACGCGACAGUAUCAGAUUUUCUGCGACUCGCUAAAAACCAAACACAUUCAGUUUUGGAGGUCACUUCACCAAUCGGUUUCAGAAUGGCCAAGAGCAAGAAGAAGUCCAAGCAGGCGCUAGUCAAGAAGCCUACAACACCGUUUGUUGCGACCCCAGCCACAACGCAAUCCCAAAGCAUCUUCAAAUCAUCACCAGUGUAUGAGCUUCUCCAUUACUUUGAGAAAGCACCCGAUCAAUGGGCUGCAAGAUACAUCAUAGUGAUGAGUUCAAUCAUCCUAAAAACAGCCAUAGGCUUGGGAGGGUUUCUGGGUCAAGGCAAGCCUCCAAUGCAUGGAGAUUUCGAGGCCCAAAGACACUGGAUGGAGUUAACCAUCCAUUUGCCGGUGUCCGAGUGGUACUAUUUCGACCUUCAAUACUGGGGCUUGGACUAUCCUCCAUUAACAGCCUACCACCUGUACUUACUCGGCAAGAUCGGAAGCUUUAUCAAUCCCACCUGGUUCGCUCUUAAUUCGUCCAGAGGCAUCGAGACCAACGAGGUCAAGUUUUUCAUGAGAUUCGUGAGUUUGUUGAGUGAGCUCGUAUUAUAUGUCCCAGCAGUCUUGACUCUUGCCAACAUGAUGGGUAAGAGAUUCAACUUGAAUAGAAUGGACCAAAUGAUCAUCUCAGUUAUCAUCAUAAACCAGGCACAUUUGGCCUUAAUUGACCAUGGCCACUUCCAAUUCAAUUCGGUCAUGUUAGGGUUCUUCGUCUACUCUUUGAUCAAUUUGAUGAGAGAGAAUUAUGUCCUGGCAAGUAUUUGGUUCGUGAGUUGCAUUAAUUUCAAACAAAUGGGAUUGUACUACUCAACUUUCAUCUUCGUUUUCAUCUUAAGUCAAUUGAAGAGUUUCAUUCACUUGAUCGUAAUUGGGCUCACUGUCGUGUUGACUAGUUUUGUCAUUGUCAUUCCAUUCUUGAAGGACCCAAAGAACUUGUUGCAAAUCCUUAUUAGAGUAUUUCCUUUCAAUAGAGGGUUGUUUGAGGAUAAGGUCGCAAAUUUUUGGUGUACUGCUAAUGUAGUCAUCAAAUUCAGAGAGAUCAUCGAUGCAUCUCAAUUGUCUAAAUUGGCAUUGAUUUCUACUGUCGGUGCAAUUAUUCCCAUGAACAUAUUAUUAUUUUUCAAAUGCAAGAAACCUCAAAAUGUUGCUCCUGGCUUAAUUUAUGGGUUUGCUGGUAAUGCAUUAGCAUUCUACUUAUUUUCAUACCAGGUCCACGAGAAAAGUAUUUUGAUCCCAUUAUUACCAAGUACACUUUUGAUAUUAAUCAAACCAGAAUUGAUUGAUAUUGUGCAGUGGAUAAACAACGUCGGUACUUUCAGUUUGUACCCAUUGUUGAAGAAAGAUGGUUUGAUACUUCAGUACUUUGUCAGCAAUUUAUUAAUUAACUGGUUGAUUGGACCGAAGCUUUUGUUCAAGAAUUCUGGUAUUUUAUGGGGACUCAUAACUAAGGGCUCUUACUUGUUAAUGAUUGUUUACCAUCUUUUGGAUUGGUUCCUUCUCCCCCCUGCCAGAUACCCUGAUUUGUGGGUUAUUUUGAACAUCACCAUAUCUUUUGGGGCAUUUUUCGUUUUUUGGUUGUGGUUAAACUUUAAAGUGUACAAAUUAUAAGUAGGUAUUAAUACAAAAAGUAGGAUCCUGAAGAUAUCAAGUUUAUGCAACCAAAAUUCUGGAAGUUUAAUUGUAAUACAUUUUAAAGGUACGGUUUGAUUCCAAUUGGACUACCUGUAUGGUAGAGAGAAUGAUCAAACUGGAUAAGCCUGUGUGCUCGCUAAGGGCGGAUGUUAAGAUAUUUGAAACUCUCGGAUAGAUAAUGUGAACAUAAGGAAUAGAGCAUUGGGUGCAAUUAUCUAGUUGCACUAUAGUCUAGCUGAGUAUUUCCUGGUUCUCGUGGUUUCGUGGUUCUUGGAUAAUUAAUGAUAUGUCAAAGAGAAGUUUACAAGUAGGUACAGCAACUCUGCCUAGCCGAUUUCAAGUUUAUAAGCACAUCCAUCAGGGUCGCAGAUGGUAUAAGACUAAUUUAUGCCAACCGAAUCUAUAUUUAUUCUCUUAGUUUGCAGACUCUUUCCCGGUUAAUAUGUCUAGGUAAGAAUACUUGG
Suhomyces tanzawaensis NRRL Y-17324 is the source of this 2204-nucleotide messenger RNA. It is a transcript of the gene ALG6, whose product is annotated as dolichyl-P-Glc:Man(9)GlcNAc(2)-PP-dolichol alpha-1,3-glucosyltransferase. The transcript has a single exon. The coding region runs from base 157 to 1716 and encodes 519 amino acids. The record is from RefSeq and is a predicted model, not a curated record. Lineage: Eukaryota; Fungi; Ascomycota; Pichiomycetes; Serinales; Debaryomycetaceae. Gene Ontology annotation, cellular component: endoplasmic reticulum membrane. Gene Ontology annotation, biological process: protein N-linked glycosylation. Gene Ontology annotation, molecular function: dolichyl pyrophosphate Man9GlcNAc2 alpha-1,3-glucosyltransferase activity.